Molecule: messenger RNA, 1707 nt
Organism: Trichomycterus rosablanca
Lineage: Eukaryota; Metazoa; Chordata; Actinopteri; Siluriformes; Trichomycteridae
Gene: lyrm7
Product: LYR motif containing 7
Exons: 5
Coding region: 33-347 (104 amino acids)
Biological process (GO): mitochondrial respiratory chain complex III assembly
Cellular component (GO): mitochondrial matrix
Molecular function (GO): protein folding chaperone
Source: RefSeq, a predicted model, not a curated record
AGCGGUGAUCGAGGAAAUUGUGUACAUGCAAGAUGGGGACACGCUUGAAGGUACUUAAAACAUUUAAAGCUCUUCAUAGAACACGGAUCAUUGUGUUCAAAGAGGAUAACAAAGCUUUGACAGCUGCUAGAUUAAAGAUCAAUGAAGAAUUUAGGAAAAACAAGAAUGAAACAUCAGAGGAAAAUAUUCAACAGAUGAUUAAGAUGGGCAGAGCUGUUGAGACCAUUCUUCGGGAAAACGUUCUACAAGCACAGCAUGUUGGAGAAAAUAAGCUUGUACUGAGACCACGUGACAGCCUUCUUCUAGAAAACGUACCUUACUGUGACACGCCCAGAGAAAAAGCAUGACCCAGUGGAUUUACAGAUCCCCCUCAGAAUACACCUCAGAAACUUGGACAACUUCUGCAGAUGUGCAAGAACCAAGAUGUUGAUAUAUAAUAGUUAAGGCAGUUGCAUUACAUUUUGCUAGUUGUACUCAAAAGUUAAACAAUGUUUCUUAUCUAAUUAAGAGUGAAAUACUUUUGGUUUAUAUGCACAAUAUAAUUUAACUUACAGUAAAUAGUGGGACAGUACAGUGGUGCAGCAUUGGUGUGGGACUCGUACAGCACAAGAGUCCUUGGAUCUGGAUAUGAACCUUACUUUGGUCUGUGAUGUUUAACAGAUGCUUUUAUCUAAAGCAUCGUACAGUUUUGACUGAAUACAGUGCAAACAAUUAAGGAUUAAGUGCAUUGCUCAGAGGGCCCAGUAGUGGCAAUUUAGUGGUGUUUGGGUUUGAACCAGCAAACUGUUCUGUUCUAAACUGCCCCUGUCAAAUUCAGAUACUUACUGACAUAUAAGUGACGUAUUUCUGCAAUAUACAUUUAUUUGUCACUAUCUGACAGAUUCACAGAAGAGCUGCUACAAAUGUAGCACAAGUUAAUUCUGUAACUUCUGAGUACAACUGCAACCAAAGUAUUUACAUUGUAACUUGCAUUUAAUUGUAUAUGUAAGUUUAUCAGUGUAUUUACAGUGUAUAUUUGUACAUAUUUUGUUGUAAUUGCUUAAUAAAUGUGUUGAUGUGCUGUAAAAUAUACACAGUGUUAAUAGAAAGAUCCCAAGAACAAACUGUGAACAAGCCCUAAAACUUCAAAUCUUUCAUUUGGACCAGUUAUAGUAUAAGAAAGUAAAAGGUGUGGGGUCAGUGAUCCAUUUAAAUAUCGUAAAAUAAAAAAUAAUAAUAAAGACUUCUGUUUAUAUUUUGUACUUCAAGGAAGCAGGGCAACUAAGUAUUGAAUAUUCAUACAUAUAGGUGCUCAGGCGGCAUAGUGGUUGGCCAACUGGCCAUCUAUACAAUUGGCUGUGUCCGAGGAGAGGGUGGCUGAAGCCCUGUGAUGGAUUUGUGACCUGUUUAAGGCAUUCUUGCCUUGAACUAGACCUGCCUUAGCUAGAUCAGGAUUUUAAAAAAGGGGUAUAUACUGUAUAAAUAACCAGCAUAAAUCUCCUUAUAUUUCAAAAGCAUACCAAAAUAAAAUUGUCUUAAUAUAAUUAAUUAAUUGAUUUAAUAGAUUAAAGUGCAAUGACAAAAAUGUGUACUUGCAGGAAAGUGCUAUAUUAUACAUGCAGUACUAGGGAUGUAACGAUACACUCUACCCACGAUGCGAUGCGAUUCACGAUACUGGGUUCAUGAUAUGAUUUUUUCCCAAUUUAUUAAACUGAAAUUGAAGACAAA